This is a messenger RNA of Catharus ustulatus (Swainson's thrush), 2427 nucleotides long. RefSeq names its product Kruppel like factor 8 (gene KLF8). Gene Ontology annotation, molecular function: DNA-binding transcription factor activity, RNA polymerase II-specific; RNA polymerase II cis-regulatory region sequence-specific DNA binding. NCBI's taxonomy places the organism in Eukaryota, Metazoa, Chordata, Aves, Passeriformes, Turdidae. Gene Ontology annotation, biological process: regulation of transcription by RNA polymerase II. The record is from RefSeq and is a predicted model, not a curated record. The transcript is spliced from 5 exons. The coding region runs from base 83 to 1048 and encodes 321 amino acids.
GCCGCGCGAGGCCGGUGCGUGGGGGCUCCGCGGGCGGGGACGGUCCCUGCGUGGGCAGGGCAAGGGGAAGGCGACGCCCGCCAUGAGCUCGUCGGCGCUGUUGGCUGAGGGCCCCCUCGACCCCCCGGUGCUGCUGGCCGACAUCAAGACGGAGCCCCCCGAGGAGCUGCUGGCCAGCGACUGCAGCCAGCCCCAGGCCGAGCCCGUCGAUCUCUCCCUCAAUAAAUCCAAGGUGGCUCCGGCCUCGGCCCCACCGCCACCGCCCCCCACCUCGGUCCAGUCUUCCCCCAUGCUGGUGGCUCCCCCGCUUCCCGCUCCCAGCACCGUGUCCAUCCCGCCCUCCGGUCUCAGCUCCACCUCGGCCAUCCCGGCUGUCCUCUCACCCGGCUCCAUCCUGGCCUCCACGCAGGGCAGCGGCGGGCAGCAGAUCCUCCACGUCAUCCACACCAUCCCCUCCGUCAACCUGCCCAGCAAGAUGGGCAACCUGCAGACCAUCCCCGUGGUGGUGCAGUCCCUCCCCGUCGUCUACACCACGGUGCCCACGGACGGCGUCACCGCCAUUACCGUGCCCCUCAUCGGGGGGGACGGCAAGAACGCUGGGUCUGCUUUCCUUUCCCGGACCCCUCCAGUGAAAAUGGACCCUGGCUCCGUGUACCCCAUGGACAUGAACAGUGACAGCGAGGACAGCGCUUCCGAGAGUGGCCCAGCACCCUUCCAGGACCUCCAGAGAGAGCCAGCAGCGCGGGGGCCCAGAGCUGAUUCCCCAGACCUGAAGAAGCGGCGCAUCCACCAGUGCGACUUCGAGGGCUGCAAUAAGGUCUACACCAAAAGCUCCCACCUCAAAGCCCACCGGAGGAUACACACAGGUGAGAAGCCCUACAAAUGCACGUGGGAAGGCUGCACCUGGAAGUUCGCCCGCUCGGACGAGCUCACCCGGCACUUCCGCAAGCACACGGGCAUCAAACCCUUCCGCUGCUCGGACUGCGACCGCAGCUUCUCCCGCUCCGACCACCUGGCCCUGCACCGCCGGCGGCACGUCAUGAUGUGAGCGGUGGGAGCCGCCUGCGCCUCCCUCCCUUCGCCCAUCCGCACCCCUGCGGGGCGGGCACUGCGGGAGCGCCGGGGCCGAGCCGUGCCCGCUGCAGGAGCCGGGAUGGGACGGCAAGCGAUGGAUUCUGGACUGCUGCCCCUUCUCUCUUGUCCCCAGCUGUUUUUAUUCCUGGGUUUGUCCUCGCCUGGAGGCUCCUUGACUCCUCACCUGGAAUUCACCAGCUGUGCAGCCUCCUGCACGUUGUUGCCUCUCUGUGCUCCCUGUCCCUGGGAGCUGCAGCAAGGACGGGGGCAGGGGGUGAUGGGCCCCCCGUGGAGGAGCUGUUGGCAAAUCCCUCUCCAUCUCCAGACUGUCCCAGCAGGAGGAGGAACAUCAGCUCUCAGUGUGUCCCUCAGCACGUGCUGGGCUUCGUGGGAAGUGCUGGGGACACGGAGAGCCAGGAGAAAAAGAGGAAUCAAGAAAGGGGGAAACACAACCUGACAGUGACCCACCAACGAGACCAUCACCACCACAAAAAGGGAAACUUUGUGGAACAUGGAACUUUUAUUUUAUGGAAUUCUACGAGGGGGUGGGACAGGGUGGGGGGGGAACGAGGGCCAGCAGCUCUCGGGUUUUUUUGGAAGACUCUGGGCCACUUGAACGUGUUUCUAAGUUAAACCAGCGGCUGUGGCCACACGCUUUGCUUUUUAAUAAUGGUUUUUGAGGAGUGUUUCUUCCAUCCCUUCCCCCAGCCAGCCCCGCUGGUUGCUGGGAGAGUGUCAGGAUUUGGGGUUGGAUGCUCUGAGCUGGUGGGUGGUGGGAAGGGGACCAUGACACCUCCCAUGCUCGGGGCAGUCCCUGAGGGGGCUGCUUGGGAGGAGUUGCUUCCCAGACACCUCUGAGCUGGUGCUUUUGCCCUGGCUGUGUGGGGAUGAGGGAACUGGAGCUUCCCAAACUCCUCUGAGCUGAUGUUAUUACCCUGGCUGUGUGGGGAUGAGGGAGCUGGUGUGAGGAUGGGCUGGGGGAGCACUUCAGGGAGCUGAAAACAACUCCCAGCUGCUUGGGAAAGUGCUUUUCCUCAGCUUCCCAUCCAGCAGCCUGGGUGUGCCAUGGGCAGAGCUUUUCCCUGGCCUGAGGUGGUCCCUGAGUUGGGCACACCUGAAAUGCUGGGAGCUGGCCACAACCACCCUGCUGAGCUGCAGGCCUGGGGAGGAGGGGCUGGAAAGCUGCUGGGUGGGGAGUGUUUGUUCAGAUCUAUUCAUGGCAAGAGGCACUGCAGAAACACCAUGGGUUGGCCUGGUCAGGAUGAGGAUGUCACCUCCCAAAGGGGACAGGGACAAGGCAGAGGAUGGAGCAAGGGGGUCCCAGUGCCCUGAGCUGCAAGAAUGAUCACCUUC